GCCGCGAGGCCCGGCGGGAGGCGGCGGCUGCAGGGCAGCCCCCCGCCGUGCAGCGGGGAGUGCCAGGCGAUCCAGGACGUCGCCAACGGCUGGGAGGGCCACUGCCUCGGCCUCCAGCUCUCCGGGCAGAACACCAGUCGGGAGCAGUGCCGCGGCAUCUGCUGCAAGAACGCAGACUGCGAGGUAUGGCAAUGGGGGAACCGGCGUGACCACGAGGGGGACGCUCUUGGCUCUUGCUACACGGGCAGGGGCCUUGAGUGCUCGGGCGACCGCUUCGACGACUUCCUGGUGCUCGCGGGGCAGCGCAUCUCCCACGGCACGGUGGCGGAGAGGCCGUCCCUCUGGACCUCGGCCACUGGUGUAUAG
This is a messenger RNA of Prorocentrum cordatum, 366 nucleotides long. NCBI's taxonomy places the organism in Eukaryota, Dinophyceae, Prorocentrales, Prorocentraceae. The record is from the annotation of a GenBank genome assembly.